Molecule: messenger RNA, 1568 nt
Organism: Folsomia candida
Lineage: Eukaryota; Metazoa; Arthropoda; Collembola; Entomobryomorpha; Isotomidae
Product: elongation of very long chain fatty acids protein 6
Exons: 12
Coding region: 232-1152 (306 amino acids)
Biological process (GO): fatty acid elongation, polyunsaturated fatty acid; sphingolipid biosynthetic process; very long-chain fatty acid biosynthetic process
Cellular component (GO): endoplasmic reticulum membrane
Molecular function (GO): fatty acid elongase activity
Source: RefSeq, a predicted model, not a curated record
CACCAGUUCAGUUGACUCCUGGGUUUCAACAACCACGUUUGUACCGUCAGUCCGUGCAGGGAGAGGGUCAUCUCGACCAACCAACUAUGCCUGGUGGAUAUACUUUCCCCUCAGCGUGACACACUUUCUCCCCUACUUUCUCUCACCAACUAACUAACCUCACCAGUUUUUUUAACACUACAAAAUUAAAUAUCCGUACAUUCCUCUAAGCAAUAAGUCGUGCAGCAAUAAAUGCAGACCUUGACAAUGGAGGAGACAAUUACGAAGCAAAAAGAUAUGAGUGUCCUUGCCUUUGAUCCGCCUGAUGGAUUCACGGGAAAAAAUAUAUUUCCGGAUCCCGUGACCACACCGACUUACAUGGAGUUGUGGGAGGUUGAAAAGAACCUCAAUUUCCACGAGUGGAGGAUGUGGAUUGGAGCUCAUUACAAACUUCCGGUCCACUUGUGCUUUCUCUAUGUGAUGGGAAUCUUCCUCGGCCAGAUUUUCAUGCGACGCAAACCCGCAUACAAGCUGAACCAGUUCAUGAUCAUCUGGAACGUGGCUCUCGCUGGCUUUUCCCUGGCUGGAUUUUUUAGGUCUUACCCUGAAGUGCUGCAUCUGCUAUAUCGAUCCAAUGGGUUCUACCGCAUUACUUGCUCACGAGAGGAAUAUAACAAUGCGUCAGCCUUUUGGUCCGUGUUAGGAGUUUUCUCGAAAGUGAUGGAACUUGGUGAUACCGCAUUCAUCGUGCUGCGAAAGAAACCUGUCAUAUUUCUUCAUUGGUUCCACCAUGCUACCGUGAUGUGCUAUACGUGGAGCACAUUCGAAUACCUCGACCCAAGCCAUCGGUGGUACACAGUCAUGAAUUACUUUAUUCAUGCCAUUAUGUACUCCUACUACGCCCUUAGAGCCAUGCGAUUCACCCUCAACAAAAAGGUCUCCAUGAUAAUAACUGCCUUGCAAUUGUGUCAAAUGAUUGCCGGGGUUGGAAUAAAUGUCUACAGCAUUAUCAAAAUCAACGAAGGAACACCAUGUGCAAGGAAGCUGCAAAACGUACAAAUGGUCUUACUGAUGUACACAACGUAUUUGGUACUAUUUGCCCAAUUUUUCUACUCGAGUUACAUUACUCCAAAAAAUAAGAAUGACACGAAGGACCGAUGCCACUGCGAAUGAAAAGUUGAACAUGAAAACGACAUAUUUGCUGCAAGAUAAUAAUAAUAACGAGGAGUAGAUUUUAGCCAUGUAAAUAUUUAUGGGACCGACUUAUUAAUGCCAAGAUGUGAUGGACUACUAAAUAUACAUACUACUUUUAACUCUUUUCUGCAUGCUAAUCAAAAUUUGAGAGAUUUUAAAAUUCAACUCAAACUUACAAUUAGUAUCCAGAAUUCCACAUUGUACUUAAUAAAAUAAUGGUAUGCCUGUAAAAAAAUCCCCACUUUUUCAUAGUCUACCUACCUAUUACCUAACCUAUUCCAUCCAUGUUGAUAUCUUUACUUGAAUAUUUUGGUAAAUCAUCCUUGUAAUUGACCAAUAAUAAUAAAUUUCAAACCUGACUUUACUAUAAUAAAUAAGAACUCGAGUAUUUGAAA